UACAUAUGCAGCUAUUCUUAGCCCUGGAAUGUAUACACCGUCUCCCUGCCCAGCAGUUCUGUCACAAAGCUCUAGAAAACUGUGAAAGCGCCUGUAGCAUAAACAAAUCCAGAACUCUCCCAGGACCAACCAUUUGUCAACUGAAGGAAAGGCCCAGGUUUAUGGUUUCACUUGGAGCCAGAGGUGGAAACUCCGGCGGGACCAGUCGGACGAGGCAUCGGUGGCUAUCACUGCAGCCAAACAAGAGGGCCACACCCCCCCGAAUGACAAGCUUGGGGAAUGACUAACACCCAGAAAGAUGCUGAGAUGAGUUCACUAAAUAACAGAAGGCUGAGAAUCUGGAGAAAGGCUCACAGACUUCCGCUGGUCAAGUGCACGGGCUGUUUAUUUUGCUUCCGGCUAACAUUUCAGCCCCCGACAAUCAGUAACUUCCUACAACCUUCGUUGUUUUUGUUUGCUUGUUUUUUUCUCAGAUUAUCUGAAGAUGUUAUUUGCCUGUUACCUUUCAGAGCAAUCAUAACCAAAAAGAGAGGUGUCGGCUGUGGGGUCUGGAGUGUGGGUGGCCUCCCUCUGCAAUCUUCACUAAGCGAUAUUCUUGGCCAUACCCACAGGCACUGGAUGGACAAGGAGUCAGCAGAUGGGCUGCUCUUCAAAGACCACGACUUCUCCUCUGACUUGUUGAGGCAGCUCAAUGACUUAAGACAAAGCGGAAUCCUGACGGAUGUAAUCAUCUGUGUUGGGGCCUGGGAGGUCCCCUGCCACCGAAACGUGCUGGCCUCCAGCAGCCCCUACUUCCGGGCCAUGUUCUGCAGCAACUUCCGGGAGAGCGGGGAGGCCAAGGUCCAGCUGAGAGGCAUCGACUCCACGACCCUGGAGCAGCUCGUCCUGUAUGUGUACACGGGGGAGGUGCCCAUCACGGCUGAGAACGUUCUGCCCUUGCUGGAGGCUGCCUCCAUGCUGCAGUACCCCAAGCUCUUUGAGGCCUGCUCCUCCUACCUGCAGAGCCAGCUGACCCCCAGCAACUGCCUGGGCAUGAUCAGACUCUCGGAGAUCCUCAGCUGCGAGACCCUCAAGAAGACGGCCAGGGAGGUGGCCCUGACGUACUUCCCAGAGGUGGCCGCAUCCGCUGACCUGAAGGAGCUCUGUGCCUUGGAAUUGAGAGACUACCUGGGGGACGAUGGGCUGUGCGGGGAGGAGGAAAAGGUGUUUGAGGCCUUUAUGGGUUGGGUCAAGCAUGACCUCCAGACCCGGAAGCGAUACAUGCAGGAACUGUUCAAGCUCGUCAGGCUUCCGUACAUCCACCCGGCCUUCUUCCACCACUUCAUCGCCAACGAUGCCCUCCUUCAGUCCUCGCCCUCAUGCCAGAUCAUCUUGGAGAUGGCCAGGAGGCAGAUGUUUUCUUUGUAUGGCACCACCAGUGCCCCAGACCUCCAACCUCCAUGGCACGUGCCCCCAAGGAACUCUUACCAAGACUUCCUCAUCCUCUUGGGUGGGAGGAAGGACAACCAGCAGACCACCAGGGACGUUCUGCUGUACCAUAGACAGACAGGCCAAUGGCGGAGCCUCGCCAAACUCCCCACCCGGCUCUACAAGGCCGCAGCCGUUGCCUUGCACCGCAGCGUCUAUGUGCUGGGAGGCAUGGCCGUGGGCACAGAGAAGAGUGAGCCCAGUCGCCACGUCUACAUCUUCUCCCUGAAACUCAAUCAGUGGAGGCUGGGACAGCCCAUGCUGGCGGCCCGCUACUCCCACAGAAGCACCUCCAAUAAGAACUUCAUCUUCUCCAUCGGGGGGAUUGGAGAAGGGCAGGAGGUCUUGGGCUCCAUGGAGAGAUAUGACAGCAUCUGCAAUGCCUGGGAGCAUAUGGCCAGCAUGCCAGUGGGGGUUCUGCACCCUGCAGUUGCUGUGAAAGACCAAAGACUCUACCUUUUUGGGGGAGAGGACAUUAUGCAGAACCCUGUGCGCCUUAUCCAGGUUUAUCACAUUUCCAGAAACACGUGGUUCAAAAUGGAGACGAGAAUGAUCAAGAAUGUGUGUGCCCCCGCAGUGGUGCUUGGGGAGCGGAUUGUCAUCGUGGGAGGUUACACAAGGAGGAUUCUGGCUUAUGACCCUCAGUCCAACAAAUUUGUCAAAUGUGCGGACAUGAAAGACCGGAGGAUGCACCACGGGGCGGCGGUGAUGGGGAACAAGCUCUACGUGACGGGCGGCCGGCGGCUGACCACGGACUGCCGCAUCGAGGACUCGGCCUCCUUUGACUGCUACGACCCCGAGACGGACACCUGGACCUCGCAGGGACAGCUGCCUCACAAACUCUUUGACCACGCCUGCCUCACUCUCCAGUGCAUUCCCCACGCCUCCACCUUCUCCUGAGGUCGAUGAGAAACCAAAAAACCGGCUGUGUUAGUCCAGACCUUCUUGUUGCAAGAGACAGAACCCAACUCCAAAAAGCUUAACCCUAAACAGGUGCAGCGAGAGCUCACGAGACUCAAAGCUCCAGAGCUGGAGGCCUGGAACCAGGCCUAUUGUUGGCAAAAUUCUCUCUCAUUCUCUCUCUCUCUCUCUCUCUCUCUCUCUCUCCCACCCUCCCUCCCUCUCUGGCUUUGUUCUCCACACAGUGUGAGGACAAAUCCAGACUCACAUUUUCUAGCUUAGCAUCUUCAGGAGAAACUUUACCAUUAUCCAUAUAUUAACCCUAAAAAGAAGUAAACAGUGCUGUUUGGCCCUUUUUGAAUUCCAUGCAACCUCUUGGGAUCAUACUACCAUAACUGGCUACUCCUGGAUGGCGUCCCUACAGGCAGAGGUGGGGUUAAUGAUCGUGGACAACCUAUCUGAACGGCACUUAAUGGCAUAGAAGUGGUUCCCCAAAGGAAGACAUGCUGGGCUGACAAAAGCCACAUCUGCCCGAACACCAUGGAGACUGGGAAGAGGAGGGCGAAGAGCCCCUGGAAGCCCUUGGUCCGGGUGGCAGCAUGAGCAGUGGCCAUGGCUGAGUGUCCCUGAGGCCAGGGAUGCGGUGCAUUGGAAUUCCAGAAAGUAUGUGCAGCAUUGUCUGUGCUGCCAGAAUAAAGUUUGCUUCUGUUG
Messenger RNA from Myotis brandtii (Brandt's bat), 3078 nucleotides. It is a transcript of the gene KLHL38, whose product is annotated as kelch-like family member 38. Lineage: Eukaryota; Metazoa; Chordata; Mammalia; Chiroptera; Vespertilionidae. The coding region runs from base 280 to 2367 and encodes 695 amino acids. The record is from RefSeq and is a predicted model, not a curated record. The transcript has 5 exons. Gene Ontology annotation, molecular function: protein binding.